ACCGCGGCCACCAGCCUGCGCGCCCUUUCGCGACCGCGACACCAUGGCCCCCGCCCGCCUCCUCGCGCUGCUGCUGCUGCUCCUCGUGGGCGCCCCCGCCGCUGCCGCGGAGUCGAUCCGAGAGACCGAGGUCAUCGACCCCCACGACCUAGAAAGCCGGUACCCUUCCGGGCCACUGCCGGACGACGAGGAUGUCGGGGGGCCCGGGCAGGAGUCCGACGACUUCGAGCUCUCUGGCUCCGGAGACCUGGAUGAGCCCGAGGACCCCCGGGUGUUCCCCGAAGUCAUCCACCCCUUGGUGCCCUUAGAUAACCACAUUCCUGAGAGGGCGGGGCCUGGAAGCCGGGUCCCCUCGGAACCCAAGGAGCUGGAGGAGAAUGAGGUCAUCCCCAAGAAGCUCUCGCCACCUGUUGAAGGGGUCGAGGAGAUAUCGAACAGGGUGUCCAUGUCCAGCACUGCCCAGGGCAGCAGCAUCUUUGAGAGGACGGAGGUCCUGGCAGCUCUGAUUGUGGGCGGCGGCGUGGGCAUCCUCUUCGCCAUUUUCCUGGUCCUGCUGCUGAUGUACCGCAUGAAGAAAAAGGAUGAAGGCAGCUAUGACCUGGGCAAGAAACCCAUCUACAAAAAAGCCCCCACCAAUGAGUUCUAUGCCUGAAGCUUCCUACCGGGCCCUGGCUUGGACUCGAGGGGGGUGGACAGCGGAAGGACUGUGGAGGUUGGACGUUAGGGUAGGGGGAGGGCCAUCCGGAAUGGACCUGUCAGCAUCUUCAGCCCUGAUUACGUGACAAGGGAGAGGAGGGGCGUCACCUUCUCCUGUCCCUGCCUGCCUCUUCGUUCUUGGGGCCCCAAUGGUCCCAGCAGAACCAUGAGGCUAAACUUGGCCUUUCAGAAGACAAAUCAAGGAUUGGAUUAUUUCUUAACCUUUCAGUUUAGAAUCUAAGCCGGGCGUAGAGCCGGUACUGAUCACACCUCACCAGAACCGCCCCCCCACGGGGGGCUGUCCUAACAGUCCUGUUGGAGGGCUGACCCCUGGGGCCUUCCUCCCCACCCCCCCCCCCGACCCCUGCCCUUUCACAGCGGGUCCAGGAACUGGGAGCAGGAGUUAGAACCAUCCGCACCUUGAGAGGUGUCGGUCCAAGGGCCCCAUGUCCACACCACAGGGGCCCCUGUGGGGCACCUUGGGCCACGGGGCUCUUCCAAGUGUCUUUCGGAAAACAGGCUUUUUUUGGGGGGGGGAGGGUGAAGGGAAGCAGGGAGGGUGGGGAGAAGAGCUGAAAGUUCGUACUGAAAUGGAUUUGUAGAGUAUUUGUAAAUCUAUUUUUAGUGGGUUUUUUGUUUUGUUUUGGUUUGUUUUUUUUUACAGUUCAUUCCUCUCUGCCUGGGCUCGAGCGCACAGGUGCCAGGCGGCCCGGCUCUGCCGCACAUUCCCGCCCCACCUGCUGAGUUUGUAUUUAACGGGGUUUUGUUUUGUUUUUGUUUUUUUUUUUUUUUUGGUUUUGUUUGUUUUUCUCGAAAAUGAGAGAAGAGCUGGAGAUAUGAUUUUUAUUAUUAUUUUUUACUAUUUAUAGCCUCAGACAGAGCCUCUGUCUCUUCUUCGUCUUUGCCCCCUCCCCGUUUUAUAAGGCGCACCUUCCGCAGCCCUCUCUGCCCGUGGCUUGGACCCGUUUCGAAGCUGCCGCUGUACGAAGUGGCUUUUGCUGAGACCUAGGUUUCUAGCAGGUCCCAAAAUACAAUGCAAGGGAUGACAGGAUAUGUGUGUCUCUUUUCUUGUAAUAUAUUGUUACUCUUUCUUGGUUCUAGAAAAAUAGAUAAAUAUAUUUUUUCAGGAGAUAGUAUGAUGUUUCCCGUGUGAAGUUGCUGGACGGUUGAGGGAGUGAGUUCUGAUGUGGCCGAAGGGGUUUCUGCCUGUUUCUCUUGCCCCGUCCCUGGUGCCUUUCCCCUGGGCUGGGGUAGCAUGGGCAGAUGCUCUGCCCGCUCUCUAGCUUCUGCCUGGAGCCCGGCGGGUGCUCCUUCUUUUCUCCACAUUUAAGAGACAAUUGGAGCGCUGUGCCAGCCAAUGUGCUAGCCAAUACGGUAACCACCAGCCACAUGUGGCUAUUGCAGUCAAUUAAAAUUGCAUCAAGUUAAAAAUCCGUUCCUCAGUUGCACUCACCGCAGUUCACGUGCUCAGCUGCCACCUGGGGCCAGGGGCUGCCGCAGCCAGUGGGCCACAGGAGACCGUCUCCAUCUGUCUAUGGGGGCGCACUGCUGGCGAACCAAACUGGCUUCGAGAGUCACAGCCCCAGCUUGGCUGGGGGUGACCUUUGUCUCCCUGGGCGAAGGGAGGGGUGGGGAGGGCUUAUCGGGCCCCAGCUCGGGAACUUGUUAUGUUCCAGAGAGGAGAGAGGUUUGGUGGAUCAGCCUGGGUGGGCUGCCGUCUUCUGCCCCCACUGGCUGGGGUGGGUGGGAUCAGCCUCACUGCCUGCACCUUCCCCCACCCCGCCGACACAGGGCUCCCAGCUGGCUGGGUGCUCUUCUCCACCAGCACCCCCACCCCCGCCCCCACCCCCGUGUCCUUUCCUCUGGCUAUGUCGGAAGUCGGCACCUCCUGUAGCCCCUCACACUGUUGUCUGUUACUGAUUUUUUGAUAAAAGAUAAUAAAACCUGGUACUUUCUAGGU
Messenger RNA from Phyllostomus hastatus (greater spear-nosed bat), 2656 nucleotides. It is a transcript of the gene SDC4, whose product is annotated as syndecan 4. Bases 44 to 652 code for a protein of 202 amino acids. NCBI's taxonomy places the organism in Eukaryota, Metazoa, Chordata, Mammalia, Chiroptera, Phyllostomidae. The record is from RefSeq and is a predicted model, not a curated record. Gene Ontology annotation, cellular component: cell surface; membrane. The transcript is spliced from 5 exons. Gene Ontology annotation, biological process: cell migration.